Molecule: messenger RNA, 2064 nt
Organism: Orycteropus afer afer
Lineage: Eukaryota; Metazoa; Chordata; Mammalia; Tubulidentata; Orycteropodidae
Source: RefSeq, a predicted model, not a curated record
AUGGGCCACCAUGGGUCAUGGCUGCACGCUUCCCUCCUCUGGGUGGCUGUGGCCAGCCUGCUCCUCCCCCCAGCCGUGACCCAGCAGCUGAGAGGGGCCAGCCUGGGCCCCAGCAACUGGAACAACAACGCAGGAGGCUCAGGGCUCUCAGAGGACCCGUCAGCUGAGGCUGGCCACCACGUCCACAGGCAUGGAGGCCGUGGAGAUGGCAAUGAGGGCAUUUCCACGGAGAACGGGAAUCACUUUCACAGCCACAGAGGACACCGAGAUGAGGACGAAGAUAUCUCCAGUGAAUACGGGCACCAAGUCCACGGCCACAGGUACCAAGGCCACGAGGUCGGGGAUGAGAAUGUCUCGUAUGAGGAGGUCUUCACGGAGCAUGUUCGGGAGGUCCCUGGGCACAGAGGCCAUGGAGAUGAGGAUGAGGAUGAUUCCACUGAACACGGGCACCAUGUCCCCAGACACAGGAGCCACAGUCAUGAAGAUGAGGAUGAAGAUGAGGGUAUCUCAGACGAACACCACCACCAUGACUCCAGUCACAGGCAUCCAGGCCACAGAGGAGAAGAUGAUGAUCACCAAGGCCACAGGGGAGAAGAAGAAGAAGAAGGUGAUGUCUCCACUGAACAUGGGCACCAUGCCCACAGGCACUGUGGUCACAGGAAUGAAGGUGAGGAAGAAGUCUCUGAUGAACACCACCACCAUGCUACCAGCCACAAGCACCAAGGCCACAGAGGAGGAGGAGAAGAAGAAGAAGAAGAUGAUGAUGAUGAUGUCUCCACCGAACAUGGGCACCAGGCCCACAGGCACCGUGAUUAUAGGAAUGAAGAUGAUGAAGAUGUCUCAGAUGAACACCACCAUGUUACCAGCCACAAGCACCAAGUCCACAGAGGAGAAGAAGAAGAAGAAGGAGAAGAUGAUGAUGAUGAUAUUGUCUCCAGUGAACAUGGGCACCAUGCCCACAGGCAUCAUGUUUAUAGGAAUGAGGAAGAUGAAGAUGUCUCAGAUGAACAUCACCACCAUGUUACCAGCCACAAGCAACAAGGCCACAGAGACCAGGAAGAUGAGGACAUGUUCACCGAACACUGGCCUCACAGUCCCAGACAUGGCCACCAUGGCCUUGGAGAUGAGGAGGAAGAUGAAGAAGAGGAGGAAGCAAUCACAGUCAAGUUCAGCCACCAUGUUCCAAGCCACCAACCCCAAGGCCACAAAAGUGACGAGGAGGAGGGCUCCCCAGAAGAGCAUAAGAAAGCAGUCCUUGGUCAUCACCACUACCGAGUCCCCGAGGAAGAUGAAGACGUCUCUGCUGAGCUUGGCCAUCACACUCCCAGCCACAGACAACAAAGCCAUGGAGAUGAAGGGACUGGCCAUGGUCACAGAAGGUCCAUCAAAGAAGAGCUUAGCCACCAGCCCCUAGAACACAAGGAUACAAGCUAUUUAAGGAAGACAGAUUCUGAGGAGGAAGAAGACAAGGAAGACCAUGGUUCCCACGAAGAAGAUGUUGAAGGUUCAGAGGAGAGAGAAGGUGCCCACCAUGGCAGCCUGCACCAAGAGGGUGAGCAUGAUGAGGAGGAAGGCCAUGGCCUCAGCCUGAGCCAGGAGGAGGAGGAGGAGGAGGAGGAAAACGAGACAGCUGAGGCUCGGGCUCCACUGGGCCAAGACCACCAGGAAGAGGAAGAGGAGGAGGAGGAGGGACUGGAGGAAGAGGAGCUUUCCUUCAUUAUCAUUCCCAACCCACUGGCCAGUAGGGAGGGGGCUGGAGACAUGUCCAGUGAAGAGGAGAGUGGUGAGGACACAGGUGCGCAAGAUGCCCAGGAGUUUGGCAACUACCAACCAGGGUCCCUGUGUGGCUACUGCUCCUUCUGCAAGAGAUGCACUGAGUGUGAGAAAUGUCACUGUGACGAGGAGAACAUGGACGAACACUGUGACCAGUGCCAGCACUGCCAGUUCUGCUACCUGUGCCCUCUGGUCUGCGAGACCGUCUGCACCCCAGGAAGCUACGUGGACUAUUUCUCCUCGUCCUUGUACCAAGCCGUGGCGGACCUGCUGGAAACUCCGGAACCCUGA